CAGGCGCUCUGUACACGGGUCAGAAGGUACGGCAUAAGUUGAGCCGCUCUUGAGACUCUCUCGUCGAGUCGGGAACCACGUUGGCAACGCACACCGCCCAGUCACCGCGCUCCCACAAUAACGACAUAAGACCACACUCUUGUCAACUAAAACACAGGACACUGGAGAUAUGAACAAGACAGCCACUACUUCAAGUCGUAUCUUGGACAUCCCGUGCAAAGUAUGUGGUGAUCGGAGUUCUGGUAAACACUACGGUGUGUAUGCGUGUGAUGGAUGCAGCGGAUUCUUUAAACGAAGUAUUCGACGGAACCGACAGUAUGUAUGUAAGAAUAAAGGCAAUGGUCCAUGUCCAAUUGAUAAAACACACAGAAAUCAAUGUAGAGCAUGCCGACUGAAAAAAUGUGUACAAGUCGAUAUGAACAAAGACG
Messenger RNA from Saccoglossus kowalevskii, 428 nucleotides. It is a transcript of the gene tll, whose product is annotated as tailless. The record is from RefSeq and is marked provisional. Gene Ontology annotation, biological process: regulation of DNA-templated transcription. Lineage: Eukaryota; Metazoa; Hemichordata; Enteropneusta; Harrimaniidae. Gene Ontology annotation, molecular function: zinc ion binding; DNA-binding transcription factor activity; sequence-specific DNA binding.